AGUUUCAUUUUUCAAAAGCUCAAAUAAUUAUUAUUCAUUUCAUACAUAGCAACAACUGUGUGAAAAACAUACGUAAUUUUUGAGAUUCCGUUAUUAUUAAAAUAUAAGAAGUACAUGUCAUAAUAAUUAAAAAUAAUAUAAAGAAUCAUAAUAUACGCUAAAAUUUGUAAUACUCAAAUAAUGUCGGCCUGUAUGCAACAUUUCAUAACCGAAGAAAUAAAUUGUUAUUGUGAAUGCUUUAAAGAGCUCCGGUUUAUUUCAUAGCGUAUUAUGUGGCAACACACACCAUGUCAGCUGGUGUCAGCACCGCUGAAAUAAAGAGAAUCCAAUAGAGGAGUGAGAAAACAAAAGUGAUUUUCCGAAAGCCAAAUUUUAAUUUGCUGCCGACAAAAAAAGAAAAUACUAAUUUUUCCAUUAAUAUUUGUUUCAUAUAAUAAAUUGUAAAAUGAAUCGUGCGACAGAUUUACAUGAUAGUGAUGAAAGUGACAGCGAUUUCUGUCCAGAGAAAGAAGCCGGCAUUGAAGUUUCAGAAGAAGAGGCCUCGAGCGAAUUAUCUAGUUGUAGCGAUGAAGAGGACAAAGAGGAUGACCAAACCAAAAAAUCGAAGCAAAAAGUAUCACGAAAAAAUGCUAAUGCUAUUAAAAAAUCACAAGCAAAAAAAUUGAAAACCAGAAAACGUGCACGUGCACAGAAUGAGGAAGACGCUAGCGAAAGCGAUGAUGAGUGUAAAACAGUCGACGCAGAGCGCAAGCGUAACACGCGACAAACAGAGGCUGCUAAGCGAUUAUGUGAUGGUACGGAAAAGGACACAUUGGAAUCGGAUGAGGAAAAUAAAUCACGAUCAGACGCACUUUGGGCAGAUUUUCUUAGCGAUGUAAAGCCAAAAACAUCCCAAACAGUUGCAAAAACAACAGCAACUACACAACGUAGUUCUACACAAUCUAAUGGCACAUCAGCAGCCACCACGACAAAUGGUUCAAGUGGCAUAGCCAAAAGUGUUGAAAAAUCUAACACCGAUGAAAAACCAACAGAAAUGAAGAAACCCGAAAAGAUAACGGUAACAGAAGUUUUGGAUUUUGCGGGUGAAGAAGUGCGCAUAGAAAAAGUAGUGAAUGCCGAUAGUGUUAAGGAAAACAAAGAGUCAACAAAGCGUCCGGCAGCAGGAACUUCAACUUUAAAAGCUGGCCUACCAGCAGGUUUAAAACGACCAAUGGUUGGUGGUGGCAGUAGCGCAGCCGGUUUGGGUUCAAUACUGAAUCAAAUUGGUAAAAAGAAGAAAAUAUCUGUGUUGGAAAAAUCACAAUUAGAUUGGAAAAGUUUCAAGCAAAACGAAGGCAUUGAAGAAGAACUACAAACAUUCAAUAAAGGCAAAGAUGGUUAUUUGGAACGUCAAGACUUUCUUCAACGCACCGAUUUGAGGCAAUUCGAAAUUGAGAAAAACCUACGUCAGACAAGGCGCAAUAAUUAAGCACAAUUAAAUCCUAACUUAAUAGACUAUCUUAUACUACCAUGCAUACAUACGUGUAAUUCAAAUUGACGUAUACAUUCUAAUUUAGUUAUGUAAUAUCUUAAAUACAUAUAUAAGCAUUUGAUAAAAUUCACAUGUUCAUCUCGUAAUCACAUAGCUAAUGUUCAAAUUCAAAUAAGCUAAUAUUCACCUAUUAUGAUAUCCAAAUAGUACAUAAAUAAAUAUAACUACUUCAAAAAGAAUAUAUACACAUAAAUUUAUAUAAACUAUGGAAAUAAUAUUUUCAAAAAACAGCAAAUAAAUAAAUAUUUUGAGAUGAGCGCUUAAAAAAUUAUGUCUAAAUCUGUAUAUGUGUCUAAUUUCUGGCUGCAGAAUAUGUGUAAUAUUAAAUCGACACAUAAAUAUGUUAAAAAAAAAAAACAAAAAUAAUGUUUGCGAAAUUCUCAAAUAAAGUUGCAUGUGGCCAAAA
Molecule: messenger RNA, 1937 nt
Organism: Ceratitis capitata (Mediterranean fruit fly)
Lineage: Eukaryota; Metazoa; Arthropoda; Insecta; Diptera; Tephritidae
Gene: Yeti
Product: craniofacial development protein 1
Exons: 4
Coding region: 446-1468 (340 amino acids)
Source: RefSeq, a predicted model, not a curated record